AUGUCUCUUCCCACUUCCAAUGUGCUGCAAAACGGUUCCGACUCUCUUCAAACACCUGCUACACGCGUUGCUAACGGCGAAACCCCUCCCAACUGGAUCCCUUGCGCUGAUCAACCUGCCUAUGCGCGACGAAAACUAAGGAUAAUCUGUAUCGGCGCCGGCUACUCGGGUUUGACACUGGCUCACAAGAUUGAUCAUGAGUUGAAGCUCGGCGAUUUCGUGGAAUUGAAAAUCUACGAGAAGAAUCCUCAGGUCGGUGGAACAUGGUUCGAAAACACCUAUCCCGGUGUCGCUUGUGAUAUUCCGGCUCAUGCAUACACGUUUUCAUUCGAGCCUAAUCCAAACUGGUCUCACUUCUAUGCACCCGGUCAUGAGAUUGAGGAAUAUAUUCAACGAGCGACAAGGAAAUGGAAUUUGGAUAAAGAUAUUCAGUUCAACACUCGUGCUACUGAGGCUGUGUGGGAUGAUGAGUUAGGAAAGUGGAAAGUGGUGGUGGAACAAGCUGGCACAAUCAUGCAUGACGAGGCUGACAUUUUGUUGGUUUCUCUUAUUAACGGUGAUCUUCCGACUAGCAAAACCAACUGGCCUGAUAUUGAGGGACUAUCGAAUUUCAAGGGCAAAUUGCUUCACACUUCGACCUGGGAUAACACCUAUGACUGGUCGAAUAAACGUGUUGCAGUCAUUGGAAAUGGCUCCUCGGGAAUUCAAUGCGUGACUGCAAUGCAGCCGAAGGUCGCCCAGCUUGUCAAUUUUGUGCGCAAUCCCACCUGGCUUUCAGUCAACUUUUGUGCGGAUAAGACCAAAGAUGGGAAUAAUUUCCCCUAUACAGAAGAGGAGAAAACACACUUUGCGGAAGACACCGAGGCUCAUUUCAGUGUCAAUGGGUUCUUUUAUGGAAUGUAUAAAGGUCACCCGAUGCAAUUGGGAUUGGAACAGAUUUCCCGCCAGCAGAUGGAGGAGCAAAUGAAAGGUUACCCUGACCGAGAACUUGUGUCGAAAUUGCUUUCUCUCGAGUUCAGUCCUGGCUGCCGUCGCUUGACACCAGGAAGUGGAUAUCUGGAAGCAUUUUCCAACGACAAUGCAAUUCUCACUUUCGACCCUAUUGAGCGUAUCACAGAACUCGGUAUCAAAACGGUCACAGGUGAUGAGCAGCAAUUUGACAUGAUAGUCUGUGCCACAGGAUUUGACACGACCUUUAUUCCACCUUGGAAGAUGGUUGGUCGUCAUGGAGCCACAUUGGAAGAGCGAUGGAAAUAUAACCCUGAGGCGUUCUUUGCGGUCCAAGUGGACACAAUGCCGAACUAUUUUAUCUUCAAUGGACCGAAUUGCCCUGUAUCCCAUGGCUCUCUUCUGACGCAGGUCUCUUGGACAUGCGAUUACAUUCUCCGUUGGGCCAAGAAAAUUUCUACAGAGGAUAUCAAGUCAAUUGAUGUCAAAAAAGAAGCCAUGGAAGACUACAAUGUUUACUGUCAGGAGUUCCUCAAGCGUAUGGUCUGGGCGGAUAACUGUAAGAGCUGGUACAAGAACGGAAAAAGUUCAGGCCAUGUCACCGGGGUAUAUCCAGGCUCGGUUUUACACUUCAAAGAUUGUCUGGAAAAUAUUGGAGGGGAGCACUUCAAUAUUGAGUACCGCUCCAAGAACCGAUUCCGAUUCCUAGGCAACGGUGAAAGUGUGCAUGAUCAGCAUGGAGCAGGUGACUUGGCGUGGUACAUGGGCGAUGUGAAAGCAUCUAUACCGCUACCUGUUCGAACCCCUGGGGUCCUUGGUUAUAUCUACAGUAUAGUGAAGGGGUAUAUAAAUUGGUAA
Messenger RNA from Penicillium concentricum, 1806 nucleotides. RefSeq names its product flavin-containing monooxygenase. Lineage: Eukaryota; Fungi; Ascomycota; Eurotiomycetes; Eurotiales; Aspergillaceae. The coding region runs from base 1 to 1806 and encodes 601 amino acids. The transcript is spliced from 7 exons. The record is from RefSeq and is a predicted model, not a curated record. Gene Ontology annotation, molecular function: N,N-dimethylaniline monooxygenase activity; NADP binding; flavin adenine dinucleotide binding.